This is a messenger RNA of Aspergillus oryzae RIB40, 1005 nucleotides long. Its product is annotated as protein-lysine N-methyltransferase. Lineage: Eukaryota; Fungi; Ascomycota; Eurotiomycetes; Eurotiales; Aspergillaceae. The record is from RefSeq and is a predicted model, not a curated record. The transcript is spliced from 3 exons. The coding region runs from base 1 to 1005 and encodes 334 amino acids.
AUGUCUCCAGAUAACGAUAUUCAUUCACUAAAGAAGCUCGCAGCUCAGUACGCUCAACAACUCGACCUGACUCAUCUCUCUAUCCCCAAUGCCUCCACCAUCGUCCAUCCCGACAUCCAAUGCGCCAUCUACGAGCAUAUGUUUAACGAGGCCGCAGUAUGGCCCCUCCCACCAGUGGGCUAUCGCACCCGCGUCUUAAAAACGAUCAUUGCACGGAUUGAAGAUGGAAUAACCGAUCCGGAGGAGGAUGAACUAAAUUCCGACCUCAUCGAAUCCUGGACAAAUCUCAUCUCCCUCCCCAAACCCUCUCAAAUCCAGCAAGCCCAACAAUUAACCUACAUCAAAUACACCGCCCCCACCACCUCUCAAGACCCCCAAACAGUGAUCACCUCAGAAUCGCGCGGUCUGAUCUACUCCUCCGGAACCACCGGCUUCCGCACCUGGGAAGCCUCCCUCCACCUCGGAACAUACCUCUCCACACCCACCGGCGCAGCCCAUGUAACCGGGAAACGGGUGAUCGAGCUCGGCGCGGGAACAGGGUUCGUGUCAAUGUAUGCGGCGAAGUACCUGCAGCCGCAAUUUGUGCUUGCAACGGAUCGCGAGGGUACGCUGAUCGAGAAUAUGAAGGAUAGCAAAGCGAGAAAUGGGUUAGGCGGGCAGUUUGGGGUCGGAGCUUGGGAAUGGGGAACGCCGUUGGGGUAUCCGACUGAAGAUGAUACUGAGGGUAUAGCAAGGGAAGAUCUGUUUUUUGAUGUUGCGCUUGGAGCGGAUUUGGUACGUUAUGUCUUGUUAUUCAAGCUAUUUGGUGUUCUUCGUUCGACGGGGUUAAUGGAAAGUAGACCUAUGACACAGACUUACUUCCUCUGCUGUUCGCUACCCUUCAUGACCUUUUUGAUAACUACCGGGUCCAAGAGUUUAUUCUCUCGGCUACAUUACGGAACCAGAAGACCUUCCAGGCGUUCCUGGACGCUUGUGUCCUGCUUUGGUGCCGGGUUAUGGAAUUGA